Paramecium pentaurelia is the source of this 346-nucleotide messenger RNA. Lineage: Eukaryota; Ciliophora; Oligohymenophorea; Peniculida; Parameciidae. The record is from the annotation of a GenBank genome assembly.
UUUCAUUUCAUAAAUUAAGUUCCCUUAAAACAUAUAAUUUAUUUAAGAAAUGAUAAGAAUAUCGACUUGCAAAGGUGAUCAAAGUAUUGAUCAAGAUAAUGAAAUCAAUUGGUGCUUUGAAUAACUUCCAACAGAAAUUAGUGCUAAAAGACAUGAAAAUAAAAUAAGAACAGAUAAAAAUAACAAUGAAAUCAAUGGUUAGAACAAAAAAUUCUCAAUAACUUUUAGAGAUGAGAUUUUUCCAAAAGAAGGUCUAGCUGAUGUUUAAAUAGUUGAAAAUUGGAAAAUUUAUAAUGUAAAUAAGGAGAAAGCAGUAGCUGAUGAUUGUUUAUGUUAUAUCUCAUGA